Molecule: messenger RNA, 1305 nt
Organism: Dermatophagoides farinae (American house dust mite)
Lineage: Eukaryota; Metazoa; Arthropoda; Arachnida; Sarcoptiformes; Pyroglyphidae
Biological process (GO): regulation of gene expression
Cellular component (GO): nucleus
Molecular function (GO): chromatin binding
Source: RefSeq, a predicted model, not a curated record
UUUUUGAUUCUGGAAAAAUGAAAAUUUAUUUGAAAUUGAAAAAAUCUUUACUUCAUAAACACAAAAAAAAGACAAGGAAACACGUUGAACUGAAUGAGUAUAAAAAACAACAAUGUACAUAUAAAGGAAGCGGCUUUUUCUAUGCAUUGUUCAUACAUUGCAAGUUGAUUAGAAUUUUGAUAAAUUUAACAAGCAUUGUUCCCUGCACACAGAACGUAUCGUUACAAGUUGCUCAUUUUUCUUUUUAAAAUUUUUAAUUUUAAAAAUGUCAACAAUUCAUCGUGAUCAUCAUCAUCAUCAUCAUAACCGUCACAAUAAUGAUGAUGAUUAUUAUCAUUCUGAUUAUAGACAUGAUAAAUAUGAUAGACGAAAUUAUGACCAUAAAGACAAUAGAGAUUAUUGGAUAAAACGACGAAAACAACGUGAAUCGAUUGGCCGAAAUGGUGUCGGUUAUAUUUGGAAUACAUCACCAAUACCUACGGAUAAUAGUGAAACAUCAAAUGAUGAUGAUGAUGAUAAUUUUGAAAAUAUUAAUGAUAUGAAUGGAAAAAAUGAUCGUAAAAAACGUAAACAUAAACAUAGUAGCAAACAUAAAUCGAAAAAGGAAAAGAAGAAAAAACGAAAAAAAGAUAAACAUAAAAAGCGAAGACAUUCAUCAUCACCAUCACCGUCAUCAUCGUCAGAAUGUAAUAAUGAUGAUGAAAUAAAAUUCCGAACAGCUGAAGAGGAACAAUUUGUCCGUGAAUUUAAUGAGAAACGUAAAUUGAAUGAAAAACAUGAUGAAAACGAUGAAAGUGAUAUUGUUGGACCAGCACCGAUUGAAACAUUAGAGUUGAAUAAUCGUGAUUUCGGUAAAGCAUUGUUACCAGGUGAAGGUGCAGCAAUGGCUGCAUUUGUAAACGAAGGUAAACGUAUACCACGUCGUGGUGAAAUCGGUUUGACUAGCGAUCAAAUUGAAUCAUUUGAAGAAGUUGGCUAUGUAAUGAGCGGUAGUCGUCAUCGUCGUAUGGAAGCUGUACGUAUACGUAAAGAAAAUCAAAUCUAUAGUGCAGAUGAAAAACGUGCAUUGGCAAUGUUUAAUAAAGAAGAACGUACAAAACGUGAAACCAAAAUUCUAACACAAUUCAAAGAGAUGAUUAAACAAAAACAAUCGAAUAAUUGAUUUAAGAAAUUUUUUUUUUUUUUUUCAUCAAUUAAUUAAUACCAGAUAUUAUAUGUGCAUAUGUGUGUGUGUGCAUGUAAGUUUUGUAAUAAUGUAAAUAUUUGAUUAAUAAUGAAUAAAUCAAUUUUUUGAAACAAACAAAA